UGUUUAGGCGACUGCGCGCUAGAAUUUCAACUGAAAGCGAGAGUUGAAUGAAAUGCGUGUCAAAAUAUGGCAGUUGAAGAGUCGUGAAAUGGAAGCCGAAACGAACGCGAAUUUAUACGAAUUUAGGGCGCAGUUGUGUGCACGACUUCAAGCGAGACACACGUCGUUUCUAUCGUAGCAAGGACUCGUACGUAAUAAUAACCCUAAAGCGAAGGCAUUAGUUAAUAAAUACGAGAAAAUGCUUAAAUUCCGUGAAAAUAACCGUGCUUUGAAGUAUGCCAAUGGAUAUGUAUUCAACAUUAUCUGUUGCAUACUAUUCGCGUUACUUGCGAAUAGCGCUCAAGGCCUUCAGUUGAGCGCUUUCACAACGAAAACGCCGAGGGUUUCUAAAUAUACUACUAAAUCGCCAUCGGCAUCUUCGAUGAAUCAUGAUGCGACUACUUCGACUUAUCGGCUUAAUGCCACUAAUGGCAUCACCUGCAUUCUAAUGCAAGUAGAUGGUCUAAUAAGUUUCCGAUAUCGAAACAAGUUGAACGAGGAUGUUGAGGCCGAUCUGUAUAUGCCGGACAAUCCACUCUUGAGUGGUGAGUGCGACAAUACGAAUUUGGAAAUAUUGACCAUGGACUUCAGAGGCUUUUCCUUGUCCAUGACUUUUAAAAAGUCGUCGGGGGGCGAAGGCUGGUACAUCAACCUUUUUGAGCUGACAUAUUCGUCAUCAAAUCCACUAUUCGAACAUCCCGACCGUCCCAAUUUAAAUGUGAAACUGACCUCACCAGCGCAAACGCCUAUGUAUUUCCCAACCCCCGUGGGCAAGUCGUACCUCUGUGACAAGGAACAAACUGUAAUUUUAUAUGCCCCUCAUGAAUCUGGCGACCAGUCUGGUCAUAUUGCGCGACUUUACUUGCGCGACAUGCACAUGCAAAGCUUUAUGUUCAAGGAGAGCGGAAAGUGGGGACCAUCCUUCCACUGUAGUGCCACCGGUUCCUAUCGCGACGAGACGGCACCCUUGGCCGUAGGUACAGCGCUAGCCAUUGCGGUUCUAUUGACUAUUUCGGGAUACGGUGGUUGGCGGUACUUUAAAGUCAAGAAGGUUCAGUACGGCUCGAUGGAGUAAACUAAACGUCAAUAUACUACAAUUAAUUUGUUCAAUUACUUUCCAGUCAUAUCUUUCUAUUGUUAUUUGCUGCAUAUCAGUAUUGAAGUAUCCAACUAAUAUUAUCAUGUUCUAAAAACCUAAUCGAAAUUGUGAGGCGCCCAACCC
Molecule: messenger RNA, 1261 nt
Organism: Drosophila hydei
Lineage: Eukaryota; Metazoa; Arthropoda; Insecta; Diptera; Drosophilidae
Product: lysosome-associated membrane glycoprotein 5
Exons: 5
Coding region: 239-1114 (291 amino acids)
Cellular component (GO): membrane
Source: RefSeq, a predicted model, not a curated record